Messenger RNA from Saccharomyces mikatae IFO 1815, 396 nucleotides. It is a transcript of the gene MRP17, whose product is annotated as mitochondrial 37S ribosomal protein bS6m. NCBI's taxonomy places the organism in Eukaryota, Fungi, Ascomycota, Saccharomycetes, Saccharomycetales, Saccharomycetaceae. The transcript has a single exon. Gene Ontology annotation, molecular function: small ribosomal subunit rRNA binding; structural constituent of ribosome. The coding region runs from base 1 to 396 and encodes 131 amino acids. The record is from RefSeq and is a predicted model, not a curated record. Gene Ontology annotation, biological process: translation. Gene Ontology annotation, cellular component: mitochondrial small ribosomal subunit; ribosome.
AUGCUUUACGAACUGAUCGGACUUGUUCGCAUAACCAACUCAAAUGCGCCAAAGUUAGAAGCGAAGGAACUAUCUUCCACAAUAGGGAAAUUGAUUAUUCAAAACAGAGGAGUGGUUAGGGACGUUAUACCCAUGGGUAUAAGGUACCUUCCUAGAAUUAUGAAAAAAGACCAAGAAAAACAUUUUCGAGCAUAUCACUUUUUAAUGUUGUUCGACUCAUCGGCUGCCGUGCAAUCAGAAAUUCUAAGGACUUUGAAGAAAGAUCCUCGUGUCAUUAGGUCAUCCAUAGUCAAGGUUGAUACAGAUAAGCAGCUUGACAGGGCCUCAUCAUUGCACCGCUCUUUGGGUAAAAAGUCCAUUCUAGAAUUAGUGAAUGAAGAUUAUCAAUCCAUUUAG